AUGGUCGGACAAUACUACCAUAUAGUCCAUGGUUUUAUUGUGGAUACCUUUCUGAAAACUGUACGGUUCUUGGAAGCGAAGCGAAAAGCAAUCGAACAGUGGUGGGAAAAAGAUGGUCGCACUCAAUUUGGUGGUGUCGUUGAUACAGUCAAGGUUACGGCCGGAGUCAUUUACGAGAUAGCGAAGGAUGUUUUUCAGUUAACCAUAGGUGGGACUUUCCUCGUUAUCCAAAUUGCUUUAUGGCUUUUCAUCUCUCAGGCAUUUGGCAAGAGGGCUUGACG
This is a messenger RNA of Strongylus vulgaris, 281 nucleotides long. NCBI's taxonomy places the organism in Eukaryota, Metazoa, Nematoda, Chromadorea, Rhabditida, Strongylidae. The record is from the annotation of a GenBank genome assembly.